This is a messenger RNA of Lactuca virosa, 621 nucleotides long. The record is from the annotation of a GenBank genome assembly. NCBI's taxonomy places the organism in Eukaryota, Viridiplantae, Streptophyta, Magnoliopsida, Asterales, Asteraceae.
AUGGAUUCGGAUAGAAAAAGGGUGUCAACGAGUUCAUCAAAAAAUGGGGUGGUGAUGGGUUCUGUUUGGGAUAGCAGAAUGAAAGGUAGCUUCAAAGUCUUUAAUGGUGAUGACAAGAAUCAAGAAAUUGAAAAACCCACAGAGAAAAACAACCCAACUGAGACUACUGGUGAGAUUGUUAAAAUGGAGAAGGCUAGAUCUGAAAACAAAAAAGUAUUUGGUGAAUUGAGUGUUUCGGUGGAUGGAAUUGGAAUCAAGAAAAGCCCAGUUCAAAUGAAGAAGGGAAGACAGGAAUGGAUCGGCGAUGGAAGGAGGGUGACGGUGGUGGUAGCGGCGGCUCCGGCUGCCUCGUCUCUCUUCUAUCCGAACAAGGGACCGAUUUACUCACAGUGGCAGCAAAAUGGUGGUGGUCGGGCUUUCAACAGCGAUGACGGCAAUGGAGUGAGUCGGCGAUGGAAGGAGGGUGACGGUGGUGGUAGCGGCGGCUCCGGCUGCCUCGUCUCUCUUCUAUCCGGCAGCACACGGUGGUUCUCAGUGGUUACAACAACAGCAACACCACCCUUGGGGGUGGUGGUGUUUCUCGGUAGUAAGGAAAAGGGGAAGGACAGUAGAAAAACGUGA